CUCGCUGGCUUAGGUGUUUACGAGCUCGGGGGCGCGGCCCCGACGCAAGCUGAGCCUCCCCUCCGCAGCCUGGAGCCGCGGUGACAGCGCUGACGGUUGUUGUUUUUCACUUGUCUGUGUCCGGUGUUCUUGGGCUCCAGCACCUGCAGCCCGCGCGGGACACAAGGAGGGUGGCCCAGAUGGGACGUGGGGUGAUUAGCUCAGACCCACGGGAUCUGGACCAAAUGUGGCUCCCAGCUCCUUCGACUGCGCUGCCUCCGAUCCAUCCCUCCGAGUGACAGUUGAAAGGGGAACGAGAUUUUUACCUCCCUUGAGAGAGAAUUCAGCAAAGCUCGGUUCGUAAAGGAGAAAGGGGGAAAAAAAAAAGGAGUCGCUUCCAGGCAUCCAGGGAACCUGGACAUAGAAGAAAGAUUCCUGGUGGGAUUUUAGAACUUCGCCAAGGCACCUUCUGCUAUGAAAUUCAAAAGCCUUCAUUCCCGUUAAGGGAAUUCCACAAGGGGAGGCAUUUGAUUCCCCUGAAGACCUCUGUUGAACACAGACAACAGUUCCAGCCACCACAGCUAAUCUGGAUCAUAAAUCAACCUCAUGAAUGGGAGCCAUCAUGGUCUUGACAAGUCCAGAAACAUAUAGCUGAGUAGUUCAUCUACAAAAGAGAUUUGUGUUAUUGAAUUAAAAGAAGUAUUUAGCUCUAUCUCAAACCCCUCCUGUUGCACAACCAACCCCCAUUAUAAAAGGAAGUGCAAAAUGGAAUAAACUGAUUUUAAGUUACAUGCGAGGAUAAUUUACUAAAACAUUAAGCUAUGCAGAAAAACUCCAAGAGAAGCAAUAAUUCAAGAGUUUCUCUCACAGACACAAACUCUGUGGAUGCUGAGAAGGAAAAUCAUGAGAGUCAAAACAACUUUGUUGACCUGCUGCCUGAAGAAAUCAGUUUAAAAAUUUUCAGUCAGCUGGACAUGCGGAGUUUGUGCAGGGCUUCCUUGACAUGCAGGAGCUGGAAUGACACAGUAAGAAACAAUGACUCUUUAUGGAAACCUCACUGCAUGACUCUAAGAGCUGUGUGCCGGAGAGAAAUAGAUGAUGAUCUAGAAAGUGGUUAUUCUUGGAGGGUAAUACUCCUGAGGAAUUACCAGAAGAGUAAAGUGAAACACGAAUGGCUAAGUGGCAGAUACAGCAACAUUUGUUCUUCCAUUAGCCUACCAGAAAAAAUCAUGUACCCAAUGGAUGCAGAUACAUGGGGGGAAAUUCUAGAAGCAGAACUGGAAAGAUAAGGGGGAAAAAUUCACAAACAGAUCUCAGGUCUUUGAGAGUUUAAAACUCAAAUGACUCUUAGGUUGCAAAAGUAAUAUCUUUAUUUGUUCAUUUUGUUGUUGUUCGCCUUUUUAAAAGAAGAGGAAAUAGAAAAUAUUAUAAAAGUAAAGCUUUAUUUUUGUUUUGCACUUUAGUAAAAAAUAUUUUUCUGGUUUUACUGUAAUGUGGAAAAAUCAUGCAAUGUUAUUUUUUAAUAUUUAAAUAUUUUUAAAUUAUACUUUAAGUUCUGGGAUACAUGUACAGAACGUGCAAGUUUAUUACAUAGAUAUAUACAUGCUGUGGUGGUUUGCUGUAUCCAUCAACCCGUCAUCUACAUUAAGUAUUUCUCCUAACACUAUCCCUCCCCUAGGCCCCCACCCCAACAAGCCCCAGUGUGUGAUAUUCCCCUUCCUGUGUCAAUGUGUUCUCAUUGUUCAACUCCCACUUAUGAGUGAGAACAAGCAGUGUUUGGUAUUCUGUUCCUGUGUUAGUUUGCUGAGAAUGAUGGUUUCCAGCAUCAUCCACGCCCCUGCAAAGAACAUGAACUCAUCCUUUUUUAUGACUGCAUAGUAUUCCUUGGUGUAUAUGUGCCACUUUUUCUUUAUCCAGUUUAUCAUUGAUGGGCAUUUUGGUUGGUUCCAAGUCUUUGCUAUUGUGAAUAGUGCCACAGCAAACAUAUGUGUGCAUGUGUAUUUAUAGUGGAAUGAUUUAUAAUCCUUUGGAUAUAUACUCAGUAAUGGGAUUGCUGGGUCAAAUAAUAUUUCUAGUUCUAGAUCCUUGAGGAAUUGCUACACUGUCUUCCACAAUUGUUGAACUAAUUUAUUCUCCCACCAACAAUGUAAAAGCAUUCCUGUUUCUCCACAUCCUCUCCAGCAUCUCUUGUUUCCUGACUUUUUAAUGAUUGCCAUUCUAACUGGCAUGAGAUGGUAUCUCAUUCUGGUUUUGAUUUGCAUUUCUCUAAUGUCUAGUGAUGAUGAGCCCUUUUUCUUAUGGUUGUUGACCACAUAAAUGUCUUCUUUUGAAAAAUGUCUGUUCAUAUCCUCCACCCACUUUUUGAUGGGUUUUUCUUUUCUUGUAAAUUUAUUUAGGUUCUUCAUAGAUUCUGGAUCGAUUGCAAACUUUGUCAGAUGGAUAGAUUGCAAAAUUUUCCUCCCAUUUUGUAGGUUGCUUGUUCACUCUGGUGAUAGUUUCUUUUGCUGUGCAGAAGUUCUUUAGUUUAAUUAGAUCCCAUUUGUCAAUUUUGGCUUUUCUUGCCUUUGUUUUUGCUGUUUUAGUGAUGAAGUCUUUGCCCAUGCCUAUGUCCUGUAUGAUACUGCCUAGGUUUUCUUCUAGGGUUUUUAUGGUUUUAGGUCUGACAUUUAAGCCAUUAUUCCGUCUUGAAUUAAUUUCUGUAUAAGGUGUAAGGAAGGAGUCCAGUUUCAGUUUUCUGCAUAUGGCUAGCCAGUUUUCCCAACACCAUCUAUUAAAUAAAGGAAUCAUUUCCCCAUUGCUUGUUUUGGUCAGGUUUGUCAAAGAUCAGAUGGUUGUAGAUGUGUGGCGUUACUUGUGAGGCCUCUCUUCUGUUCCAUUGGUCUCUAUAUCUGUUUUGGUAUCAGUAACAUGCUGUUUUGGUUACUGUAGCCUGUAGCCUCAUAGUAUACUUUGAAGUCAGGUAGUGUGAUGCCUCCCACUUUAUUCUUUUAGCUUAGGAUUGUCUUGGCUAUAUGGUCUUUUUUUUUUCUUUUUUCGGUUCCACAUGAGAUUUAAAGUAGUAUUUUCUAAUUCUGUAAGGAAAGUCAGUGGUAGCUUGAUGGGGAUAGCAUUGAAUCUAUUAAUUACUUUGGGCAGUAUGGCAAAAUGUUAUUUUUAUAAAAUAAUAUACUAAUAGAAUGAUUUCAAAAUAUAAUAUUUCAUGCAUUUAUGAUAAUAUAUUCACAAUACUAAAUGAAAGAGUGACUGGUAUGUUCAGCUUAAUGAUAAUUCAGAAUUUCAGGAAGCCACUUGAAACUUAAGAUUCAUUAAGUGGUAGAUAUAACUAGGGGAUGCUCAUGGGAAGAAUAGCUAAGUAAAAAUAAUAGCAAUACAUUUAAAUUAAUACAUUGGCAUUUUAACCACUUUAACAUUUCCAUUUCAGUGGAAUCAGAUUGCAAUGUUCAAUAGGGAAACUAUUUUAAAUGUGUUAAGCCUGUGGUUUUGUUUUAAGUUAAUGUGAUCUUAGAGCUUAUGUAAACCUGGAAUGGCUCUCAGGAGCUGAAAGUAUGUGGAAAGUUUCCAGAACACAUAACUACCAUCAGAGCUGCCACACUAGCCUGGUAAAACUCGUUCUGACAGCCUUAUAGCACCAUCUAGUGUGCUAUUCUUAGAUGCUCUGACAAAGGAGUUUUUGCUCCUUUUUGUUUUCUCCAUAAUAAAAAGAAAGAAAACUGUUAUUCUAAAGAAUCCUUAACACUAGUCUUUGUUAAAGUUUAUAACUUUUUAGGAACCUUUAACUUUAUAUUUUUUAUUUUUACUUUUUAAAUUUUUUUUUUUUUGAGAUGGAGCCUCACUCUGUCGUUCAGGCUAUAGUACAGUGAAAAGAUCUUGGCUCACUGCAACCUCUGCCUCCCAGGUUCAAGCGAUUCUCCUGCCUCAGCCUCCCAAGUAGCUGGGACAACAAGCGCAUGCUACCACACAUGGCUUAUUUUUUAUUUUUAGUAGAGACAGGGUGUCACCAUGUUGGUCAGGCUGGUCUCAAACUCCUGACCUCAGAUGAUCUGCCCGCCUUGGCCUCUCAAAGUGCUGGGAUUACAGGCAUGAGCCACCGUGCCCAGCUAACUUUUUUCAUUUUAACUUUUGUUUCUCUUUUUCAUAAAAACAGAUAAUAUACUAUUCACUAUACAAAUUGUUUAUUCUGAAUCUGUAUUCAACACCAUGUAAAAAGUGUCUACAAAAUGCUUUAGUUAGUAUGGCAUUUUCUUUUUAAAAAGCGUUCUCUAUAGCAUUAAAUAUAAGAAUGCAGAAAACCAGUAUUUAACAGAUAGGCAAAUAUUAGAAAGAUGCCCCAUUAUAUGCAAAUUUCCUAUGUUGAAUCAAGCAGUAGAUAAUUAAUUGUCUCCUACUAUCUUCUCAGAGUUGGAAGAGGCCGUGAAAAUGAGGCAGUCAAGUCUCCAGGAUUAUCUAGUAAUUUUCUCAAUAGGAACACUGUCAGUCAGCCAGCCCAACCUCAAAUCCUGUACUUCUAAUAGAACCUCCAAUAUGUCACAGAAUAAAUAGUACAGUUGUAGUCUAGGCUUGCUCUGAGCAUUAGAAUUUCUUCCUCAUUGAGCUGAAUACCACUUCUCUGUAAUGUUUGCCUUCUAGCCCCACAUCUACCCUCUAGAACCAGGCUGAUUCAGUCCUCCUCCUUUACGAUUGCCAGAUAUUUGAAGACUGCUAGCCUGUCUCUUCCUAGAUCUUCUUCCUAAUUCCACUGAUAGUCAUAGAAUAUAAUUUCUAGACUCAACAGCAUUCUCUUCCAUCCAUCUUCUCUUAACAAAAGAAAGAUAUCCUACUAAUUUUAUUUCAUAAAAGAUAAGAAAGCACUUUGAAAUUUUCAAAAUAUGGGAAAAAAUUAAAGCUAUAAGCAUCUUGCUGAAUAGCAUCUGUGUACAAUAGUAUAUGCACACAUAUUUUUAGCUGUUUUAUUUGUAAUGGAUGUGGGUUAUUUUUGUCCAACCCCCUUACUAUCUAUCACCAUCAUCUGUUAAUAGAAGUUACCCUAAUUAGAGAGAUUCACCCAUCUCACUUCCAACCACCUACUACACAUGUGGGCUUUUUUUUUUUAACAUUAUCCUGUCUUUCACAGCCUCUGUGUUUAGCCUCAGGGUGGAAACAUGAUCCAGUCCACCCUUUCCAUAAGUUGGAAGAAAGAAGCCCUUUCCUCUUUGCCAAUGAAACUGUUCCCUGCCAUGCAAAGAAAAUGGAUCUUAGGUAAGAGAAUAUGGAGCCACCAGGAGAGAGAACAGUUGCAGGGAAAGAGGUCUCAUUUUAUUCCACACCCUGGUUCCAGCCAUUCCUCAUCUGCUUACCUAAACUAAUUCAAAUUGAGUUUUGGCAUCAUACUGGGAGCCCUACCUGAUGUGAUUUCUUUGCCUAUGUUUAAAAUGUAGUACUUGUGACUUACAUUAGUAUCUUGGAUUUUACUCUUGACUUCCUCACCAGUCAUUCAUUUACCAACCUGCUAUCAUAUGGCCAUCACUCCAUGUGGUUGAAACUGUUGUUAUCCAAAUUACAAGUGACUUAAUGGUUAAAUCCAUUGGAUGCAUUUCAGUCGUUAAUAUAUUUGACACACAUAAACACUCACACUGACACUCACAAGUACUUCUAAAAAACUCUCCUCCAUGGUUUGGGACUACAGUCUCUUGGACUUUUCUUUCCCUUCUCUAACCAGACUUUGCAGUUUCCUCCAAAGGCUCACUUUUGUUCAUCUACUUAUUACAUAUUAGUGUUCCCCAAGGUUCUGACUGUUGUCCUCUCGUCUCUAUAUUCUGACAUCUUUGGUGAUCCCAUCUACUACUCCUGGGUCAGCUACCAUUGUUGGUGCUGAUGAUGUCCAUGUUCGUGUCCCAACAUCAGAUCUCCUGGAGACGUUCCAGAAAUACAUAUGCUACUGUCUUUUGGAUUUUUAGCAAAGUUAUAAACACCUGAAUUAAAACUUGUCAUCUUAUAAAAGUAGUUCUUCCUCUAGUUCCUAUCUCAGUGAAUGGUAAGUCCUGUUAAAAAAAUCAACAUAUUUUACUUUCCUCCAUCAUUCUCCAUGUCCAGUCAAGUCAGUUCUUACUGAUUUUAUCAUCUGAAUAUCUAAGUAAUUCACCCCAUCUCCAUCUUUAUCUCUGCCUCAUUACUUAAUUCUUGUCCUUAUUCAAAAUUGGGAUUUCUAAAAUAACCUCUUAACUGGUGUUCCUGCCUCCAGUUCCUUCCUUUUACUGUUAGCAGUAUAAUCUUUGUUAAACCCCAAAUUAGCAUGUCACCCCUAACUUAAACACCUGACUACAUUCAGGUAGACAUCAAAAUUCUCUAGUAAAGCCUGUGGGACCUUUAAUGAUGUGGACUGACUUACCUCUCAAGCCUCUUCUCUAACAACUGUCCCACCCUAUAUCUUUCAGUUCAGUCUUACAAAACUAUUUCAUAAAAAUUUAUCACUUCUCUGCCUUUGCACAGGCUGUUUUAUGUACCUGGUAUAAUACCCAUUGUUGAUUCCUUUCUUCACAAGAUCUAUUGUAAAACUUACCAUCUUGGCUUGGAAGCGAUCUAGAACUACUACUGUUCUGGAUUAAGUGACUUAUUAAAUGUUCCUGUGGUUCUUUGUAUAGACCUCUCUCAAAGCUGUCAUAUUACAUUAAAUUGUCUAUUUUAUUUGUGUGUCUGCCCCUUUACACUGUGACUUUCUUAAUGGCAGGGACCAUUUUUUAUUUAUUUUUGUGUCUUAAAAACCUGGGACACCGUAGGUGUUUUAUAAAGAUUUGUUAAAUUAUUUCUGUUGUUAUUUAUUUUAAUCCUACCCAGAAUGUAUAAAAAUAAUUUACUAUAUUGUUAGUGAAUAAGAUCAUAUCAAAAUACAGUGUAUAAUCCUUGAGUUAUAUGGGAUGCUUGAUAGUAAUACAAAUAUAUGAAUAAUUGUUCCAGUCUUCUCCAAACCUGUAAGAGGGAAAUAGGAAAAUGAAAAUGUUUUGUUUUAUUUUUUUUUGAACACUUGAAAAUAAACUUAAUCUCAAAAAUAUCA
Callithrix jacchus (white-tufted-ear marmoset) is the source of this 7006-nucleotide messenger RNA. It is a transcript of the gene FBXO48, whose product is annotated as F-box protein 48. The record is from RefSeq and is a predicted model, not a curated record. Gene Ontology annotation, molecular function: protein binding. Gene Ontology annotation, biological process: SCF-dependent proteasomal ubiquitin-dependent protein catabolic process. Lineage: Eukaryota; Metazoa; Chordata; Mammalia; Primates; Cebidae. Gene Ontology annotation, cellular component: cytoplasm; SCF ubiquitin ligase complex.